AUGUCGUCCCCGGCACCUCUUCUCAGGCCUCCGGUGCCAGGGGCUCGCAGCAACAGCGGCUCCAGAGCACCGCGCCUGACCCUUGGCAUCCCUCCCUCGCCGAACAUGAAGCCCGUCAAUCCUUCAAACGAAGAUCCACGCAUAUCAGACAUUCCCCUCCCUCAGCCGUCGAGCCGCCCCGGUCCGCCUCAGCUUCGACUGGCAACUCCCAGAGUCAACCACAGCAACCCUCACCCGCCGCCCGUUCAAUACAUCCCCGCCCCCUCAACCAGCAGCGAAGGCGUGUCUGCAUCUGGAAAUGCCACUACACGCCUCGACGGCAAGGCCAGCGGCCCCGGCAGUGCCUCUUCUUCAUCCUACUCGACCUUGUCGUUCGCCAUGGGACUGCGCCAGCCGGCCAGUGGCACUCCCGACCCGUCGUCGGCAAUUAGUUCUGUCUACUCGGACAGAGACAGCGGUGCCACAACCGAGAGGGAGAACGGUGUCGGCGGAUUGUUGACCGAUCUGGACAAAUUGGGCUUGGAGAGGGACCGGCCCCUUGAUGUCGAAGACCUAGAUGAUGAGGGUUGGUUGGCCGCGAGCGAGUCAGAUAGAAUCUUGGAACUUGGCAGCCUAGGAGAAGGUGCAGGCGGUGCAGUGACUCGUUGUAGGCUGAAAGAUGGAAAGACCGUCUUUGCCUUGAAGAUCAUCACGACCGAUCCCAAUCCCGAUGUCAAGAAACAGAUCAUCCGAGAACUCAACUUCAACAAAGACUGCGCUUCCGAACAUAUCUGCCGCUAUUAUGGUGCAUUCAUGGAUAAAUCCACAGGCACCAUAUCUAUCGCUAUGGAGUUCUGCGAGGGAGGCAGUCUGGAUACUAUCUACCGUGAAGUCAGGAAACUUGGCGGACGAACCGGAGAAAAGGUUCUGGGAAAAGUCGCCGAAGGAGUCCUUAAUGGCUUGACUUAUCUUCAUAGUCGAAAGAUCAUCCAUCGAGAUAUCAAACCGUCCAACAUUCUGCUGUGCCGAAAUGGACAGGUCAAGCUUUGUGACUUUGGAGUCAGCGGAGAAUUCGGUACGAAAGGCGAUGCCAAUACCUUCAUUGGCACAUCCUACUACAUGGCCCCCGAAAGAAUCACAGGCCAGUCUUACACGAUUACUUCUGAUGUAUGGUCAUUGGGCGUCACGCUACUUGAAGUUGCUCAGCAUCGCUUCCCGUUCCCUGCAGAUGGAACUGAAAUGCAGCCCCGAGCUGGCUUGAUUGACCUCCUGACAUACAUUGUUCGCCAGCCAAUACCGACAUUGAAAGAUGAGCCUGCAUGUAACAUUCACUGGACUGAUAACUUCAAGUAUUUCAUUGAAUGCUGCCUCGAGAAAGACCCUCCGCGAAGGGCCACGCCGUGGCGGAUGCUGGACCAUCCAUGGAUGCAGGACAUCAGGAACAAAAAGGUCAACAUGGCCAAUUUUAUUAGGAAGGUAUGGGGUUGGAAGAACUAG
Talaromyces atroroseus is the source of this 1476-nucleotide messenger RNA. RefSeq lists its product as hypothetical. Gene Ontology annotation, biological process: protein phosphorylation. The coding region runs from base 1 to 1476 and encodes 491 amino acids. NCBI's taxonomy places the organism in Eukaryota, Fungi, Ascomycota, Eurotiomycetes, Eurotiales, Trichocomaceae. The record is from RefSeq and is a predicted model, not a curated record. The transcript is spliced from 4 exons. Gene Ontology annotation, molecular function: protein kinase activity; ATP binding.